CACUAUAUAUAAUUGCAAGUCGAGUGAUUUUUUUCAUCCCCAAUACGACUCAAGGAGAAGACGAGGGAACUUUUAUUUCGAAUUAUUCUAUUCAGGAUUCGGAGGAAGAGGAGAAAAAGAAAGAGGAACAAAGGAUAUCAAGUGCUGAAAGUGCAACUGAAGGGCACACGUAGUGGCACUAGAUUUGGCGCGUUUUAUCAUUAAAUACCUUCUCAGCUACGGACGAACGGACAGAUUAGAUUCCUUCGAUUCACCGGUUACGUGGUUGUUGGUACAUAGAUAAACCAAGAUGUCCAGGAUAUGCCGACUGUCGCUCCGCGGUAUUCGCAAUUUCGGCGACGAUAAUGAGGACGCCCCCAAUUUGAUACGCUUCAGCUGCCCGAUGACGCUGAUCCUGGGGCCGAACGGCACCGGGAAAACCACGAUCAUCGAGGCGCUGAAGUACGCUACCACCGGCGAAUUUCCACCUAGCUCUGAGAAAGGGAAAUCCUUCAUACAUGAUCCGAAUUUGGCGUCAACUGGCUUGAUAAGAGGCGUCGUCAAGGCUGAGAUUGUUGAUUCUGUUGGUAAUGCUGUUACAGUAUGCCGAACAAUUGAGUCCAUAAAAACAACAAACAGAUUCAAGACUCUUGAUAGUACUUUGACAAGAAUGAGCAAGGAUAAGAAAGAAAAGAUAUCUAUAACCAAUCGAUGUGCAGAUAUUGAUGCUGAACUCAGCAUAGCAUUGGGCGUUUCCAAGUCCAUUCUGAAUUACGUGAUAUUUUGCCAUCAAGAUGAGCUGAAUUGGCCAUUUGAUCAGGGGAAGACACUAAAAGACAGAUUUGAUGAGAUAUUUGACAGUACAAAGUUUAACGAGGCCUUGGAAAAUAUUGGAAAGCUCAAUAAGGAGUUACAAGCGAACUUACGAUUCUUGAAGGAGCAAAAAAAUUCUUUCGCUGUACUCGUGUCCGAGGUAGAGUCCAGAGAGGACACACUUGAAGAGCACAAACAGAGAUUUGAGAGCACAAAGGAAAAAAUAGGCAUUAUCGAUAAGGAGUUGGAAUCGUUGAAAGGGAAAAUCAAGGAGAUGGAGCAGUUUCAUUCAGAAUACAAGAGCGUACAAGCUGACGAAGAGAAGAAGAAGAUGGAGUACGAUAUGCACAAGGAACGAUAUGUGAAACUGAAAGGCACUAUAGAGAACAUCUUUGAAGGAACGAUGGAGGAGUUGAAUGUGCACAUACAGUCCUAUGAUUCCAUAUUGAUGGAAAAGAAUAACGAGAUAACCGAGAAUGAAGCUGAGAUCAAAGGUAUCUGCGAGAAGGAAUCCAGGAUCUCGAAUAUUUUGGCAACGCGCAGGGAAACCGUGGGCACGUUGAAACAACAAGUGAAGGAUCACGAGAGAAGGAUAAUCCGUCGUAAUCGGCUAUUAGACGAUGCAUUGCAGGCCUGCGGUCUCGACACGGUGGGACCGGACGUGUCUGAGAUAGAGGUGAAGGCUUUCACGAAGAGAUUGGAACAGAAGAUGCGGACAUUGGAGCGAGAAGCGGAGGAAAGUCGAUUGGCCAUGCAGAAACAUGAGAGCGAGUUACAGAAGGAGCUUGACAGGCUGCGCAGCAAUCACUCGAAAAUAGAAUCCGAAAAGAUCCUCAAGGAGAAGGAAGUGACCGAGAUAAGAGUCGAUACAACCGCGAUUCGGAAUCAAAUAACACAGAUCGGUAUCGCGGGAAAUAAGUUAAAGUCCCUUGAACAAACACUACAAGCGGCGAAGCAAAGGGUAGACAAAAUCGGCAAGGAGUUAGAUGUGGACUCGGUUAAAGUCGACAUCGAGAGCAAGGUCAAAUCCAGAGACAAGAUCGAAGCAAGCUUGAGCGCGAUCGACGAUGAGAUCUCCUCCCUGCACAAGCUGAGCUCGUUAACGGCGGAAUUCGAGUUGAAGAAAUCGACGUUGCGAGCUAAGGAAGAAGAGUUGGAGAAUCUGAAGAAGAAACACGGCGAGGAUAUUAAAACAUUGCUGAACAUCCAGGAACUGCAACAUACGAAAUUGAGAAGUUCCUUACAACGUGUUCAUCAGCAGUUGGAAAAAGAAGCGAGUAACUUGACACGUGAGAUACAAACGCAGGAACGUCGAACCACCGCUCUUGAAACGACAGUGCGGCACGUGGAAUCCGAUAUCACGAAGAAACGGACAGAAUUGGAACGCGGCAAGCAGAAAGUAUCCGUGGUGUGCGAUAUCAGGGAUUUCGACGAGACCUUGUUGAUGCAAUCGAAGAUAGUCAAGGAUCUUCAGGACCGAAGGGGGGUUUAUGCUUAUCAAGCCACAGCUUACAAGGAAUACGUAAAUAAGCUUAAGAAAGAUCCUUGUUGCCCGUUGUGUCACAGAGAUUUUCAGCAGAAAGAGAAAGUCGCAGAUCUAAUAAAGGAGCUGGAAAGCGACAUAAUACGCAAUCAGCCAGGCCGUUUGAAGAAAUGCGAGGAGGAGUUGAAGACUGAACAGAAGAAGUACGACGAUAUGCUGCAGUUGAAGCCUGUCGUCGAGAAGAUCAUUCAGUGCGAGGAAAAUGAUAUGAAGAGAUUGAACGAUAACUUGGAGAAAACGAAGAAUAAUCUGACGCAAUCGAGGACGUGCGUGAAGAAUUUGGAGACGUUGAAGACGGAACCUGAGAAGAAAUUGCUGCUGUGGAAAAAUGUAAUCGGCGAUAUUCAGCUCUGGGAUCAGUGCGUGGACGAGAUACAGCAGUUGAAGAAGACCGUUGAUAAUCUGCAAACUCAAAUGGCCAAUGCAGGUAUUCAAACCGAGAGGACCAUGGAAGAGGCGCAGGCGCAGCGGGAACAACUGAAGAAGUCCUUCAAGGAGACGCGCAAUUACAUCGAGGAUCUGCAGCUCAGAUUGAACGAGCACAACGAGAAACUGCACGACGCUAGAGUAAAGUACAACGAGUUGCACGAGGAGCAGUUGCAGAUACAUUCGGGUAUGCAGAAACUAAAGCACUUAAAGGAGAAGCAGGAGGAACUGUACAAGCGGGAAGUCAGCGUGGACGAAACGGUGGAGAAAUUGCGGAAGGAUCUGACGGAGGCAGAGGAUCGAUUGAAUUCCAGCUCACGGCUGUUGGAGAAAGCCAAGGCGGAAAAUUGGCAGAAGCAAGAGACCAAUAGAAAAUUAAUAGCGGAAAGUGCCAGACGUCUGUCCGACUUGUAUAAGAUAAUAGACGAGGUUGAGUCGUUCAUCAACAGCGACGUGUCUGAAAAACUCGCGAGCUACGAACGCGACAUAGAGACCUACCAUAGGUCGCUGACGGAACUAACGGGCCGACGGAAGAACGUGGAGCAAGCGAUAGGCAAAUUGAAGGAGGACGUUGUCACUCAAGAGAUCAAGAAGAGAGAGAUGCUCGACAACGUGACGUUGCGCGAGACCAAGAAAACAAUGGACACGUUGAAGCAGCAAUACCAGCAGCUGAUGAUACAACUGAAGAGCAUGAAUUAUGACGAAAUGACGAAGAAAUGGAAGCAGUUGGAAGACGAGAGACAGGCCACGCUUCGUCAGGUAAGCUACACGCUUUUNAAGCAGGAAGAGCUGGAAAGAAUGAUGAAGCAGUACACACAGGAGUUGCGGAAGGAGGAUUAUCGACUCGCACGUCGUAAUUACGCAAACAAAUGCAUCGAAUUAACGGUUCAGGAAGACACGAUAGCCAAUCUGAAGGCGUAUAGUCAGGUUUUGGACACUGCGAUGAUCGAGUAUCACGAGGAGCGCAUGGCAACGGUUAACAAGAUAAUGAAGAAGCUAUGGAAGCACGUUUACAAAGGCACGGAUACAAGCAGCAUACAGAUCCGCACGGAACCAACGGAUGGUGUAGGCAGCAACAGGAGAAGCUACCACUAUAAACUAAUUCAGACAAAACACGGCUGCGAGAUGAAUAUGAAGGGACGCUGUAGCGCAGGGCAGAAAGUAUUAGCUUCCAUCAUUAUAAGACUCGCUUUGGCGGAAACGUUCUGCAAGGAUUGCGGUAUACUCGCUUUGGAUGAACCAACGACGAAUCUGGACGAAGAGAAUGCGAACAGCUUAGCAGAUACGCUCACCAAAGUGGUGGAGAUGCGAUCGAGGCAUCAGAAGAACUUCCAGCUGAUCAUCAUCAGUCACGACGAAAAGUUCCUGCAAAAACUCGCCGACCUGAAUAAUCACAAGAAAUUCCACGAACUUUAUCGCAAACAGAAUGGAAUGACAGCCGUGAAGAUUUCGGACUUCAACGAACCCACGAAUUCCAUGGUGCACAUCAAGGAUGAGGAAUCCGACGAAGAGGAUCGGAAUCAACCUUCCUCCAGAGAUGCGGGUAGCGGGUCCACGGCCAGUACAUCGAAUAAAAAACGAUACAAUUGGGACGAUUUUAAUGAAGAUGAGAGGCCAGCCAAGAAGAGAUAUUUCUCCAACGAGUGAUGAAAGUGAUGCGUCUCGUGUGUGCUGUUCUUUUUCUUUUUUCAUAUUUGAAUGCUAUACAUACACGUUCCAUUAGUCCCGGUCUACAAUAAAUACAUUAAACUCUAAGCCUUAAGAAAUUGACCAAUCACCAGUCGAAUAUGAGGGGAAUAAUCGACUGUGAUUGGUAAAUUUCUUAAGGCUUAGAGUUUAAAUUCUCAUUGACAUCUCGGUAGACACCCCGCUUUACAUAGUCUAUAUAUGCAUUAUACUUCAUAUUUGUAGUAUUUUUGUGUCGAUUACCAGAGUACAUACGCGUAAUAUGUUAGCUUUAUUCUUACAGAGAGAAAUUAUCAUAGAAGUUAUAAGAUACUUCUAAACACAAAAUACCUCAGAGCUGUAAUAAAUAAAUGGAAAGUAUUUUAUAAAUAA
Messenger RNA from Dinoponera quadriceps, 4819 nucleotides. RefSeq names its product DNA repair protein RAD50 (gene rad50). The record is from RefSeq and is a predicted model, not a curated record. Bases 290 to 4408 code for a protein of 1372 amino acids. Gene Ontology annotation, cellular component: nucleus; condensed nuclear chromosome; Mre11 complex. Lineage: Eukaryota; Metazoa; Arthropoda; Insecta; Hymenoptera; Formicidae. Gene Ontology annotation, molecular function: G-quadruplex DNA binding; single-stranded telomeric DNA binding; double-stranded telomeric DNA binding. Gene Ontology annotation, biological process: telomere maintenance via recombination; chromosome organization involved in meiotic cell cycle; telomere maintenance via telomerase. The transcript has 18 exons.